Molecule: messenger RNA, 1509 nt
Organism: Eucalyptus grandis
Lineage: Eukaryota; Viridiplantae; Streptophyta; Magnoliopsida; Myrtales; Myrtaceae
Product: probable transcription factor PosF21
Biological process (GO): regulation of DNA-templated transcription
Cellular component (GO): nucleus
Molecular function (GO): DNA-binding transcription factor activity
Source: RefSeq, a predicted model, not a curated record
AUGGAACAUCAAAAGUGGAAAUUGCAGGUCGCAUUGAAGAUCCCGAAAGCUUAUAAACGCAUCAAUGGUCUUGUUGGUGCUUAUGAUUAUCACUAUAAUGUUGACCUCGUCAAGGUUGUAGACUGUCUUGGUAUUUUAUACAAGUUUGAGUUGGUCGGGUUCCUAGCGAGUCUAGUGUUCAUGGAUAAUGAGAUGCCCCAUUCCCAUGAAGGUGGAACACCAUCUCCUGAUUGGUCCACCGGUUUUUCUCAAACUAAUGAGUCGUUCGGUGAUAAUUCGGAACAACAUGCGAGUUCGACGGUGCCCCUAUCGGUUCCCGCUCCGACUUUCGUCCCCGAGCCCGGUGCUCUUGGGCAGGGUGCAGGGGAAACUGAUAGUAGCCAGUUCGGCCCUGACGUUGGCCAAAUGCUAGAUGACCCGUUUAUGAAUCUCGGCCAUCGGCGCGCCCAUUCCGAGAUUCUGAUCCGUCCUGAAAAUGGCAUUAACGUCAAUGGUGAUCACGGUGUUCUGGGCGGUGGUUACGAGCCUAUCUUUCCUGAUGAGAAUGAGGAGCCCGACUUGUAUGGCAUUUACUUGGAUAUGGAUAGACUUAACUCCUCGUCUGCUAUGACACCUUUGUUUCAGGUGGAAGAACCAUCCUCGGCGGCUGUUGCCGUUCUCUCUCCUCCCCUUCCUCCUCCUCCUGCUGUUGCUGCGCCGUUAGCUGCAUCUACAGGACCGGCACUGGUGCUUGGAUCAUUCAGCCGCCGUCCAGCAGGGGAGAGACCAAGGGUGAAGCACCACUACAGUCAGUCGGUGGACGAGUUGAUGACUAUCAACCCAGAAAUGCUCGCUUCGAGCUCCGAGGAGCCCUCAGGAGUGGACAGAAAGAAGGCUCUUUCUGCUGCUAAGCUCGCAGAGCUGGCCCUGGUUGACCCAAGGCGUGCAAAGAGGAUCUUGUCAAACAGGCAGUCGGCUGCAAGGUCGAAGGAGCGGAAGUUGCGUUACAUUGCAGAGCUCGAAAGGAAGGUGCAGACCUUGCAGACUCAAGCCACAAAUCUGUCUUCUCAGUUGACCGUCUUGCAGAGGGACACAACCGGUCUGAACACCGAAAACCAUGAGCUGAAGUACCGGUUGCAGACUAUGGAGCAACAGGUUCAUUUGCAAGAUGCACUGAACGAUGCGCUGAAGGACGAGAUCGAACAUCUGAAGGUGCUGACUGGCCAACCCAUGCCCAACGGUGCACCAGUCAUGAUGCCUUUCGCUCCUUUUGCACACCGGCCGCUGUUUUAUCCUCCCUACAACAGUGACCCGCGCCCUCUUUUUGCUGCACAGCAGCUCCAGCAGAUGCAGAUUCAGCCGCCAGAGAUGCAGCAUCCGUUUCAGGUUCAGCAUCAUCCGCGGCCUUUUCAACUUCAGCUGCCGCAGCUGCAACAACCGACUGGAGGCUUCAGCUUUGGCGGGCCCUUGCACUUGGCGAUCCAGGGUGACAGCCAUGCUGCGGAAAAUUCUUCUGAUCUGAGGAACUGA